AUGUUUUCAUGCUGUGUUUAUGAUAUGUGCAGCAAUCGUGAUAACAUCACCACCCUGUGCCAGGCUAUACAGGCAUAUGCACUUGCAUGCCAGGCCUUGGGAGUCACUAUACGACCCUGGAGAUCACGCUCGUUCUGUGCAUUGACAUGCCCUGAGAACAGCCACUACCAAGUCUGCACGAGUGCAUGUCCUGCCUCCUGCUCCGACCUGACGUCUCACCUCUACUGUACACAUCCAUGCACUGAGGGCUGCCAGUGUGACCAGGGCUAUGUGCUGAGUGGUAGCCACUGUGUCCGUCGCUCUGAGUGUGGAUGUGAGCGUGAUGGCCUGUACUAUGCCCUAAAUGAGACCUUCUGGGCAGGGGAAGGAGGUGAGGUGGGUGAAGAAUGCUCCCAGCGCUGUGUGUGUGGCCCGGCAGGUGAAGUAACAUGCUUCAAUGACUCUUGUGGUGAAGGCGAGGUGUGUGUAGCAGAAGUUGGGUUGUUGGGAUGUUACCCUCGUCGCGAAGCAGCCUGUUUGCUGUCUCAGACUCAGAUACUGGCUACGUUUGAUGGGUCCACAAUGCCGUUCCCCGAUGAAAGCUCAUUCUACUUGGUGAAGACUUUGGGACGCUUGCCUGCAAAUGUUACAUCAGUGGAGGUGAAGAUUGGCAGGAAGCUGGUGAAUAAGGGCCCUACAUGGCUACGGCCAGUGGUCGUUAGGGUGGGACAUUUGGAAGCACAGAUAGGUGGCUCAGAUUUUGACUUGAUAAAGGUCAACGGUGAACCAGCAUUUCUUCCUUAUGUCCAUCCAGUGGAGCCUUUAAUAAUAUACCGGUCCUCUGGUAAUAUCACGGUGAUUGAGUGGAGUGGUUUAGUCCGCACUCGAUACUCACGUCAGGGCCUGCUAAACAUCACUCUCUCCACUCUCUUUUACAACACCACCUGUGGUCUUUGUGGUUUCUUCAAUGGAGAUCCAAUUGAUGACCUCCGUCUACCUAGCGGAAGGCAGGCCGAUACACCCGAACAGUUUAUCGAAGGCUGGAAAGCCAUUGCGGAUGAUCUGACAUGCAAUGGCGAUUGUGAGGACUUGUAUCGUAUGUGUACAGAUUUAAGGCUGUACCAGAGCCCAUGGCUGUGUGGAAACAUCAAUGACCUAGGAAACGGCUCGUUCCUGGCUUGCCACACAGCUGUUAAUCCCUCUCCUUUCUUCAGGAACUGCCUCUACAACAUGUGUGUGCGGGAAGGAAACCGUUCUGCCCUGUGUAACUCCCUCCAGGCAUAUGCUUCAGCUUGCCAGGAUGCUCAGAUCAUCUUGGGAGCCUGGAGGAGUGCUACCAACUGCCCUCUACCCUGUCCAGAAAACAGUCAUUUCGAUGAGUGUACAUCUGCAUGCCCUCUCACUUGCUCUAACCUGGAUGAUCCUGAGGAGCCAUGCCCUCUACCCUGCUCCGAGGGCUGCCAGUGUGAAGAGGGAUUUGCCCUCCGUGAUGGCAUCUGUGUGGCACGUAGCGAUUGUGGCUGCUUCUACCUGGGCCGGCAGCUAGCCACCAAUGAGACAUUCUGGACAGACUGGGAGUGCCAGGAGCGCUGCUACUGCAACGGCACAGACAACAGUGUCUAUUGCACCUUCUCACCCUGUCACCCAGAGGAGUACUGCCAGGAGAAUGAAGGCCUGUUUUUCUGUCAGCCAAGGACAGAGGCCAUGUGUGUUGUUGCUGGUUAUGGACACUUUUUGCCAUUUGGAGGUGUACCAUUUGACCUCCAGAGCAGCUGUACUCUCCGUCUAGCCACUACUGAGUGUGGAGAGGGGGACGAGGAUGGCUUUGGGGGACUAGAGAGUGCAGAGACAGUACUGGGAGGACUGCCCAGGUUCCAGUUUUCAGCUCGGAAUGAAGAACGAGACACAGGCCAGGCUAUAUGGGUGCGGGGAUUUGUUCUGGAGGUCUAUGGAUAUGAAAUUGAGGUGUCACAAAGUUUCAAACACACAGUCAUGGUGAAUAAAGAGCGCCUGUAUCUGCCUAUAAAACUUGGUCCAGGGAAAGUUAACAUCUACACCCUUGGCCUGCAGUUACUUGUGGAGACAGACUUUGGUCUGAAGGUGGCUUUUGACUGGAAUACUCUACUGCUUCUGACUCUUCCUCGCAGUCUCUUUAACGCCACCUGUGGGCUCUGCCAAGGAAUGCCUAUUACUGGUCCCACUCUAAGUGUCACAGAAUGGGGCAUGGCAUGGGCAGAACGUGACACCUUCUGCCAAGUUGGUUGCGGGGACUCUUGCCCUCGCUGUGGAUUGGCUGAGAGGGGCCUAGCUGCUGAGGUCCCCGCCCAAGUAACAGAUGCUGUUGGUAACAUUGACAUGGAUGAGGGUAACCCAGGAAACCGUUUCCACCUUGCUGAAGGGUUGUAUGUGUAUGUCGAACCUGAGGCGGUGAGAUUAUGUGGACUUAUAAUAGACCGUGGAGGUGUGUUUGCACGCUGUCACAGCAAAGUGGCACCAGCAUACUUCUACCAGAGCUGUCUGCAGGAUACAUGUGUGGAUCAGGGUGCGAGAGAGACCAUCUGUAAUUGGCUACAGAUUUAUGCCAAUACCUGUCAGACACAAGGAGUGUCCGUCAUUGGCUGGAGAAGUUCCACACCCUGUGUUCUGUCGUGCCCUGUGAACAGCCACUAUUCCAGCUGUAUGAUGGUGUGCCAGCCGCAAUGUGCCCCUGCACGUGGACAGAGAGACUGUAACCAGUACUGUGUUGAGGGGUGCCAGUGUGACCUAGGCUUUGUGGUCAACGGCAAGAGUUGUAUCCUCAGUCAGAACUGUGGAUGCUACACGGAUGGUAAAUACUAUGAGCCUAAGCAGUUGUUCUGGAACAGUGACUGCACUAAACGCUGUCAGUGUAUUGGACGGAAUCUGAUUCAGUGUGACCCAAGGCGAUGCAAAGCAGAGGAGGAAUGUGUUCUACGUCAUGGUGUGCGAGGAUGCUUUGCCCGACGUAAUCAGCACUGUGUAGCAUCGGGUGGCGGCGUCUUCCGUACUUUUGAUGGUGCCUCUCUUCGUUUACCUGCCUCAUGCUCCUUUGUUCUUUCAACGAUCUGUCACAAGCUGCCUGAGUUAUCUUUUCAACUCAUUGCCAAUUUUGACAAGUGGAGUACACCCAACCUAACCACCAUCUCCCAUGCUUACCUCUACAUCAACGAGGAGAACAUUCUCAUCUCCGGAAACACAGUCAAGGUAAAUGGUACGCCCGUGUCCGUACCUUUUGUCACAGGUCUAAUGACACGAGUAUCCACAUCAGAGGGAUUCCUGGUGAUCGACACUCCCCAGGACAUCCAGGUGCGUUAUAACAGAUUCAACAUCCUCAGCAUUACAAUGGGCCCUCGGCUGCAGAACAAGGUGUGCGGACUGUGUGGGAACUUCAAUGGGGACCCCACUGAUGAUUAUAUCACCUCUCGUGGAAAACCUGCCGUCAGUGCACUGGAGCUCGCUCAGAGUUGGAAAACCAAUGGCAUGCAGAACAGUUGUGAUGAGACGCAGUAUGUGGCCCUGGCUCAAUCCUGUGAUAAUACAGCAGUAUCAGAGCUCCAGGGAGAAGAAAACUGUCUGAAGCUCACAGAUUUUAAAGGUUUCUUCCAGCCCUGCCACGGCCUACUGGACCCUCACCCCUUCUACCAGUCCUGCUACAUGGACGGUUGCUACAACCACCGUAAGGCCCAGGUGUGCGGCUCGAUGGCAGCCUACGCUGAGGCCUGCCGCUCUUUCGGCACACUUACCACCAAGUGGAUCGCCCAGGAGAACUGCUCAGAAUGGAUCUAUGACCCCUGUGCAGGAGAGAUCUGCUCUAACAACACGUGUGAGCAGGAGAAUGGAGGAGAUUUGUGUGGCUGCCCUGAGCUACCCAGCACUGACAUUAGUGAGGAUGACAUCAUCCAGGCAGAGGUGACCUGUAAACACGCUCAGAUGGAGGUUUCUAUCUCUAAGUGCCGUUUGUUCCAGUUGGGCUUUGAGAGAGAGGAUGUACGAAUUAACGACCAGCACUGUGCUGGUAUCGAGGGAGAGGAUUUCAUCUCGUUCCAUAUAAACAAUACCAAGGGACAUUGUGGCUCUAUUGUACAGUCGAAUGGAACACACAUUAUGUACAAGAACACGGUGUGGAUCGAGAGUGUGAACAACACAGGGAAUGUAGUGACACGUGAUAAGACCAUCAAUGUGGAGUUUUCUUGUGCUUAUGAACUGGACAUCAAGAUCUCCCUGGAGACGGUAUUGAAGCCAAUGCUCAGUGUAAUAAACCUCACUCUACCGACCCAAGAGGGCAACUUCAUCACAAAAAUGGCCCUUUACAAGAACGCCUCAUACCGACAUCCAUACCGUGAGGGAGAAGUGGUGCUGAGCACCAGGGACAUUCUGUUUGUGGGGGUGUUUGUGGAAGGAGCAGAUGAUAAACAGCUUAUUCUCAUUGUGAACAUGUGCUGGGCUACACCAUCUCGUUACAGCAGCGAUCGCCUUCGUUACAUUAUCAUAGAGAGAGGGUGUCCUAACAUCAAGGAUAAUACUAUAGGCAUGGCUGAGAAUGGCGUGUCCCUCACCUGCCGCUUCCACGUCACUGUCUUUAAGUUCAUUGGUGAUUAUGAUGAGGUGCAUUUGCAUUGUGACGUCUCUCUUUGUGACUCAGAGACCAACACCUGCAAAGUGAAUUGCCCUCAUAACAAACGAAGUUAUACAGAUUACAGUCAGCAUAAAGAACAGAUCCUAUCAGUGGGACCAAUCAGAAAAAGAGAUUCAGACUGGUGUGAAGAGGAUAAUGGUGGCUGUGAGCAGAUCUGCACAAGUCAAGUAACAGGCGGGUGUAUAAUUGGGUGUUUUGUGUAUGUGCGUAUUAGCAAGGUGAUUAAUAGCAAGCUAUAA
This is a messenger RNA of Sinocyclocheilus grahami, 4872 nucleotides long. RefSeq names its product alpha-tectorin-like. Bases 1 to 4872 code for a protein of 1623 amino acids. NCBI's taxonomy places the organism in Eukaryota, Metazoa, Chordata, Actinopteri, Cypriniformes, Cyprinidae. The record is from RefSeq and is a predicted model, not a curated record. Gene Ontology annotation, molecular function: protein binding. The transcript is spliced from 18 exons.